AUGGUUGAAGCCGAGCCAGGAACUCCCACAUGGAAGUUCACCCAGUGCUUCGGCGACAAGGGCGAAGUAGACGACAUUACCGAAGCUGACAUAAUAUCCACUGUCGAGUUCGACCACACCGGCAACUAUCUCGCUACCGGUGACAAGGGCGGUCGAGUCGUCCUAUUCGAGAGAAAUGAAACGAAAAAGACGUGCGAGUAUAAGUUCCACACCGAAUUUCAAUCCCACGAACCCGAAUUCGACUACCUGAAAUCCCUCGAGAUCGAAGAAAAGAUAAACAAAAUCAAGUGGUGCCGUCGGCAGAAUGCAUCUCAUUACCUACUCUCUACCAAUGAUAAGACGAUCAAGUUGUGGAAGGUCUUCGAAAAAUCACUCAAAGUCGUCGCCGAGAACAAUCUGGGCGGAGAGGUCACCCCGGCAGGUCCAGGCGGUGGCGGCACCCCCAUCCCAGCCAAAUUCAAGACCGCGAAGCAGCUCAAACUUCCCCGCAUGACCCAUCACGAUACAGUCGUAGCAGCUGUACCUCGUCGGACAUACGCCAACGCUCACGCCUAUCACAUCAAUAGUAUCUCCGUCAACAGUGAUGGCGAGACCUUCAUCAGCAGUGAUGAUCUCCGGAUCAACCUGUGGAAUCUCAACAUCCAGGAUCAGAGCUUCAACAUUGUUGAUAUCAAGCCUGCGAAUAUGGAGGAGCUGACAGAGGUCAUCACAGCUGCCGAGUUUCAUCCUCAAAGCUGCAAUUGGUUCAUGUACGCCAGCUCAAAAGGCACCAUAAAGCUGGCCGACAUGCGUGAAAGCGCCCUCUGCGACCAGCAUGCGAAACAAUUUGAGCAGGAAGAGGACCCAUCGUCAAGAUCCUUCUUUUCCGAGAUAAUCUCCUCCAUUUCCGACGUCCGCUUCUCGAACGACGGCCGAUACAUUCUAUCCCGAGACUACCUCACCGUCAAGAUCUGGGAUGUCAACAUGGAACGGCAACCAGUCAAGACAAUCCCAAUCCACGAACAUCUGCGACCUCGUCUAUGCGACACUUACGAAAACGACAGCAUCUUUGACAAGUUCGAAGUCGUCUUCAGCGGUGACGGCAGCAACGUCAUGACCGGCAGCUACAACAACAACUUCAUGAUCUACCCCUCGGACCCGGAAGUCGAGACCGAAGUCGUCCUCCAAGCUGACAAAUCUGCCUUCAAAGCUAAGAAAGUUGGAGUGCCCACACCCAUUAACUCAACCAGCCCCAACGGCAACAAGAAGGGCGGCUCUCGAGCCGGAAGCCCGGCGGCGACGACGGGACAGGGUAGCCGAAUGCGCAAGGAGACUGAUGCGGACCAGAUUGACUUCAACAAGAAGAUCCUGCAUAUGAGCUGGCAUCCGUUCGAGGAUAGCAUAGCCAUUGCCGCAACCAACAAUGUGAGUAUUUGGAAUCUCUCAAAUUGUCGUGCCUCCCCUGCGCCUUCAGACGCGUCUGCAUCGUCGUCGGGGUGGUCUACUAUCAACCAUGAUGACGACCCUGAAGGUCAUGUUAUGGAUGAUGAUGAUGACCUUCCGGUGGUUGAGUAUACAUACCCCGACUGA
Cyphellophora attinorum is the source of this 1569-nucleotide messenger RNA. RefSeq names its product Protein phosphatase PP2A regulatory subunit B. The coding region runs from base 1 to 1569 and encodes 522 amino acids. NCBI's taxonomy places the organism in Eukaryota, Fungi, Ascomycota, Eurotiomycetes, Chaetothyriales, Cyphellophoraceae. Gene Ontology annotation, cellular component: cytosol; protein phosphatase type 2A complex. The transcript has 3 exons. Gene Ontology annotation, biological process: peptidyl-serine dephosphorylation. Gene Ontology annotation, molecular function: protein phosphatase regulator activity; protein binding. The record is from RefSeq and is a predicted model, not a curated record.